AUGGCCAGCCCAGAUGACAAGCCAUUCUUCACCCGCGGCAGCCAAGGCGAAGCAUCCGAGCCUCCCGCGACCGCCGCCAUCAUCAAAGCGCUCAAGAUGCUCCCUCACAUCGAGGGCGGCUACUUCGCCGAAACAGACAGAGACCCCCUCCUCAUCCCCUCCCCGUUCCCAAUCACCCCGGCCUCGGAAGCAACGCUAGCGCUCGCCGGGCCCCAGCGCCCGGGCUUCGACCCAAAGGUCCGCAACGCCUCAACUACCAUCUUCUACCUCCUGACCCCGGGCUCCCCGCAGGGCAACUUCCACCGCAACCGCGCGCGGACGGUGCACACGCUGCACAAGGGCCGCGGCCGGUACGUGCUCAUCGACGCCGCCGGGGAGGUCGAGACGUUCGUGGUCGGGCACGACGUCUCUCGGGGCGAGAGGCUGCAGUGGAUCGUCGAGGGCGACCACUUCAAGGCCAGCUACCUGCUCCCGGACAGGGAGGGGGCCGAUUCGAGCGCCGAGGGGCUCCUGAUCUCCGAGACGGUGGUUCCGGGCUUCGAGUACUGCGACCAUGACUUCCUCGCCCGCGACGGGCUGAGGGAGUUGCUUGGGGCGGAGAGGGCCAAGGGCUUGGAAUGGCUCGUUAGGAGGGAUAACUAG
This is a messenger RNA of Diaporthe citri, 642 nucleotides long. RefSeq lists its product as uncharacterized. Lineage: Eukaryota; Fungi; Ascomycota; Sordariomycetes; Diaporthales; Diaporthaceae. Gene Ontology annotation, cellular component: intracellular anatomical structure. The transcript has a single exon. The record is from RefSeq and is a predicted model, not a curated record. Bases 1 to 642 code for a protein of 213 amino acids.